Molecule: messenger RNA, 902 nt
Organism: Rhipicephalus microplus (southern cattle tick)
Lineage: Eukaryota; Metazoa; Arthropoda; Arachnida; Ixodida; Ixodidae
Source: RefSeq, a predicted model, not a curated record
ACGCAGCCAAACUCGUCGAGUGAUGUCACUUGCGUGAAAGCAACCUUUAAGAGAGGUGUAGGCUUCGCCCGCAGACCUGCUCGGCGAGCGCUUUCGUAUCGUUGCACUCUGCUGUGCUUCAGGAGGACGCACCACUAGGAUGAAAAUGGGCAAAGCAACGGUGUUUUUCUUCGUGACCACUUACAUGGGAAUGUGCCAUUCCCAGCUGAAGCCCGGCUGCGAAAAGGCUGAGCUUCACGCCUGCGGUGAGGAUUACAUGGUGUACAGCAACAGCACAACAAUGCCAGAGCCCGACGAGCCUGAGUUUGAGGCGAUGUGCGAGUUGUUCCGUGAACAAGUUGCCUGCACACUCAACUUUGCACGGCGAUGCCUGCAAGAUGGAAUCCCACGCGUCGUAGCUUUGGUAGGCAUGGAGGCGGCUGGGGAUGACUUCGAAGCGGCUUGCACGGAAGGCAGUCACGAACACGAAAUGUUGAGGAACAGCGUUCAGUGCAUGAACGCCGUCGGAACCAGGCUGAACCGCUGCUUUGAUGGCCUUCGCGAUGGCUUGGGAGAAAGCCUUGCUUCCACAGAAGGAAUAAGGACCAUCCACUACACGUGCUGCACGUACAACAAGUUUUUGGAUUGCAUAGAGCGCUCUGUUGAUGGGUGCGAACCAGGCUCCAAGGCAAAAGAAUACCUGAAUACCAUCAUGGAUCGUAUUUAUGGACAAAUGUUGGGCCUAGUGUGUGGACAAUAUACCCGUGGUUCAACACACUGCCUGGACUUACCGAAGCUUCCACCGUAUAUGGGCCCAAAACAGAACCUCAUCGAUUUGCUCAUUGAAAUAUCCAAUGCUUUCAGGAACGUUAACAACUAGAGAGUAUGUCCACGUGCAUUAAAGUUUUGCUCUAAAAUUUGUG